AUGUAAAGAGUGUUUUCUUAAAUUGGAAGAAUAACAAUUCCUUACCCUAGACUAAUGUUAUCAUCAAACUUAUAUUCUCCUCAGGUCUAUCUACAGGCUCUGCGCAUUCAAAGGCAUUAAAUUCCAAAAACUUAAAUUUUUACAUCAAUUACAAACGAUACUAAAAUUAAUCAUUAAUGUGAAUAAUCAAUAGCAAUUUUGGAUUGUCUGAGUAAGAAAAGAAAAAGAGCCAAGAAAAAAUAAAUCAGAAGAAAGGGGAACAAAAUUAUUAAUGCUAGAAAUAGAUGAG
This is a messenger RNA of Paramecium sonneborni, 289 nucleotides long. NCBI's taxonomy places the organism in Eukaryota, Ciliophora, Oligohymenophorea, Peniculida, Parameciidae. The record is from the annotation of a GenBank genome assembly.